UCACAGAGAUCUGCCUGCCUCUGCCUCCUGAGUGCUGGGAUUAAAGGCGUGCACCACCACGCCGGGCUCACUUACAGUGUUUUUAUAUACAUCAUCGUUUGAUCCUCACAUUAGCCUUACAAAGUACCUGUUAUUAUCCUUAAUUUACUGUGGAGGGACUCCAAGCCAAGAGUUAAUGUAGGGCCCACACCAUUGCUUAAUAGGGGAGCAAAAGGCUGCCUUUUACUACAAGCUAACCCUGCAGAGACAUGCCACACACCAAAUCCCCCAAAUCUUCAUUAGGUCCCUUACCUAGGAUCUGUCCUCUGGGGCAAAGGACACAGGGGAGGGGGCCUCGGUAGGUUAAUUAUUAACCCUUUGUACUUCUGGACACCACGGGGUCCACCCCAGGGUCCACCACACCUCCGGGAGGCAAAAGAACACCACCCAACUAGGGGCUGGUGAAGGUGGUGCCAGCAAUGGUCAUGGGGGUCUCACUGACACCCCCAGCCCUGGGCCGUUGGUUGCGACAUGCUAUUCCUUUCACUGCCCUCAUGCUUUUAUUUCUUUAUCUCAGUGUGCAGAUCCUCCGUGAGUGGCCCCUUGCUUGGAGAACCCAGGAGUCCCACCCGUGGGAACUCAAGCCCCCUUCUCCUCGAGCCCUCACCACGCUGCUUCGCUUCACCCCAGGUAUCCUGCCAGGCUGCAGGCCUGGGGUACAAUCCUGCAUUUCCGAGGGACCUCUACCCUUGCAGGUCCGUCCAGAGUUGAGACCCCUGGUGGCCCCAGAGUGGGAAGAACCUCCCUGUUUGGCGCCUCAGGGGAUGCUGGGUCGCAUGCUGAAGCCUUUCCAAGCCAGUUUGAGUCCCGAAGGAGAUGUGGAAUUGGCACAGUACCUGGCAGGAUGGAGGGAGCUACUUAGGUUCCUAGCCCCCCUUGGCUCCAUCUUUGCCUUCGCCACCAGCGAGGCCUUUAUCAAGGUGACAGCCCUGGAGGCUCGCGUGCACGGCCCAGAUGCAGCGCACUACCGGUCCCUGGCGACUAUGGCUACGUGGGAGCAGCGGAUGGGACUGCUGGAGCUGCGGGGCACGGCCCCCAGGGACUCAGCGCGGACCUCGGGCUCGCGGACGCUGCUCCUGCUGCACCGAGCGCUGCGCUGGUCCCAGCUCUGCCUCCACCGGGUAGCGACCGGGACGCUCGGAGGGCCAGAGGCGGGCGUGCAGUGCGGCGACGCCUACAGCACAGCCCUGGCCGCGCACCACCCCUGGCUCAUUCGCCAGGCCGCCCGCCUAGCCAUCCUCGCCCUACCGAGUCGCGACCGCUUGCUUCAGCUGGCCUGUCCAGGAACUAGAGAGGAGGAUGCGCGGGUCGCUGUGGCCCGGGCAGCCGGCAUCCUGGAGGAUGUCUACAACCGCACCCAGGGCCUGCUGGCCGGCCGCGGGCUGCUUCAGCUGGCUUGAGGGCGGUGGGAGGCGGGGG
This is a messenger RNA of Nannospalax galili (Upper Galilee mountains blind mole rat), 1458 nucleotides long. RefSeq names its product glycolipid transfer protein domain containing 2 (gene Gltpd2). Gene Ontology annotation, cellular component: cytosol; cytoplasm; membrane. Bases 459 to 1439 code for a protein of 326 amino acids. Lineage: Eukaryota; Metazoa; Chordata; Mammalia; Rodentia; Spalacidae. Gene Ontology annotation, biological process: ceramide transport; intermembrane lipid transfer. The record is from RefSeq and is a predicted model, not a curated record. The transcript is spliced from 3 exons. Gene Ontology annotation, molecular function: ceramide 1-phosphate binding; ceramide 1-phosphate transfer activity.